Molecule: messenger RNA, 1766 nt
Organism: Styela clava
Lineage: Eukaryota; Metazoa; Chordata; Ascidiacea; Stolidobranchia; Styelidae
Source: RefSeq, a predicted model, not a curated record
AACCUGGUAACGUACGGUACCGGUAUUGACUUUACACUUUAUGUAAUACAGUAAUAUGAUGGUUAGAUUAAUGUUUGUUUGUACCGUACCGGUAUACGACUUACCGUAUCCUACCUAUUGUCAAAAAUGCCAUAAAAGUUUUAGUUUUCACUCUUUAAUGCAAUACUGGUGCCGGUACCGGUAUGCUUAGGACUGUAUGGUACGGUAAUUAUUAUACAGUUUUAGACUUAACAGUACCUGGUAUGUGACAAAUCAAUUAUCGUGUUGGAAAUGUAAUAUUCAAAUAAUUUCUACAUUAAGAUCAUACUGUACGGUAUAUUAUAUAACAUAUCAUUUACAAGAUGUCAGGCCGAGUUUGCUGUGUCAUCAAAUGCACCAAUCAUGCCUAUAAACUUCAGAAGUGGAAAUCAUCCCACUGCCCCAUUCGUAAUGUAUCGAAAGGUGAAGAAGGCUGUAUUUGUACUCCACCGUUCGAGCUUCAUCCUUUUCCAACGGAACUCAAAGACCCGGAAGGUCGACAGAAUUGGAUAGACCAUAACAUAAAUAGAGAAGAACCGGGCAGUAGUAAGUGUGUACUGAAUUGGCAGCCAACAAAAUAUUCUCGAGUAUGUUCCAUUCAUUUCGUAGACGGGAGACCCACUUCAAGUAACCCAUAUCCAACUCUGUGCAUGGGAUACCGGUAUGAAACAUCAAUCGUAUCAAAUAAAAGAUGCUUGCCCAGUUAUAAGGCGUCUUAUGCACCAAAAUGUAAAAAACGUAGAACUGAAGUUUUGGCUGUUCCCACAAAUUUAAAUUUCGAACAUAAUUAUUGCCUAAAUGCAGAUAUGGGAAAACUUGCUCAAGUCAUCAAAAGUCUUAAGAUUGAGAAUGCCAAAUUACGAGGAAAUAAUAGAAAUUUGAGAUCCGAAGUUGCCAAACUAAAAUGUUCAUUUCGGAAAGUUACUGCUCUACCUCCAUUACAUACAGACAAGUCCGUGGCAUUUUAUACUGGGUUUCCUUCAAAAAAAGUUUUAGACAAAGUCACAAACCUUUUAAGAAGCAAGGCACCAAGGACAAACUUUUUAAAAGGCAACGCACCAAGAAAACGUAUUAUCAGCUCCAAAAUCUUAAUGUCUGCCCGGAUGCAUAAACUGAGCUUUUCACAACAACUCAUUAUGACUUUAAUGAGGCUAACACUCGGAUUGUUAAUCACAGACCUAGCUGAAAGAUUUCAUGUAUCCCAAGCGACUGCAUCAAGGGUUAUCGGAAAUAUGUUGAAAUUUUUGUCACAUCAGAUGAAAAGCCUAAUCAAUAAUCCAUCACGCUAUCAUAUCAUGAAUUUACCCCGAAAGUUCAGAAUAAGACCAUACAAUAAAGUCAGGUGAUCUUAGAUUGUACAGAGUUGUUCAUUGCGACCCCAAAGGACUUGCAUAUGCAGUGUAUUACUUGGAGCAACUAUAAACACCACAAUACUGCGAAAUAUCUUUUAAGUGUUCAUCCAAAUGGAAUGAUUAAUUUUUUGUCGCGUGGGUGGGGUGGAAGAGCGAGUGACAAUCAUAUAGUCAAGAAUAGCGGUUUUUUGAAUUUGCUAGAACCUGGCGAUAUGGUAAUGGCUGACAGAGGAUUUCUCAUCAGAGAUGAGCUUCUCAUUCGUCAAGCAGAUCUAUUGAUACCUCCAGUAAAACAGGGCAAGGAACAAAUGCCUCUAAGUGAUGUGACAGCAACGAAAAACAUAGCAAAUAGGCGAAUUGUGGUAGAGCAAGCCAUGGGUCGCCUAAAAAAAUUCA